GCGCAACUGCUGCAAACGCUUCGCAAGUACUUUGGCCACGAGGCCUUCCGCGGCAGUCAGGAAGAGGUCAUCCUCAAGUUGCUCCAGGGGAACCACGUCUUCUACCAGGAGCGGACCGGCCUGGGCAAGUCGCUCGUCUACCAGCUUCCGGCCCUGCUGGAGACGCCGUCCAAAGGCCGCAUCACGCUGGUCAUCUCGCCGCUGCGCUCGCUGAUGCAGAACCAGGUCAUGCAGCUC
This is a messenger RNA of Emiliania huxleyi CCMP1516, 237 nucleotides long. RefSeq lists its product as hypothetical. Gene Ontology annotation, cellular component: chromosome; cytoplasm. Gene Ontology annotation, biological process: double-strand break repair via homologous recombination. The annotation marks the transcript as partial. NCBI's taxonomy places the organism in Eukaryota, Haptophyta, Isochrysidales, Noelaerhabdaceae. The record is from RefSeq and is a predicted model, not a curated record. The transcript has a single exon. Gene Ontology annotation, molecular function: 3'-5' DNA helicase activity; ATP binding; four-way junction helicase activity.